Molecule: messenger RNA, 7287 nt
Organism: Manis javanica (Malayan pangolin)
Lineage: Eukaryota; Metazoa; Chordata; Mammalia; Pholidota; Manidae
Source: RefSeq, a predicted model, not a curated record
GAGCUCCCCGCCCGGCGCGCUCCUCCCGCGCCCUCCGGGGGUCGGGGGGGCGCACGGCUCCCGGGCCCGGAGGCGACGGCGGCGGCGGUGCGGCGGCGCCGAGGGGCAGCGGGUGGCAGGAGGCCCGGGGGCGCCCGAGGGGCCCCGGGCAGCGGCGCGCAGGGCCCGGGCGGCGGGCGGCGGCCCCGGGGCUGGGGGGAGUCCAGCCCGGAUAUUGAGUGCAGCCAUUGAGAAAAGCCAAACUCUUGUGUGUGUGCGUCUCGAAUAGCCCCCAAGAUGGCCGCCAAUGUGGGAUCGAUGUUUCAAUAUUGGAAGCGAUUUGAUCUACGGCGACUCCAGAAGGAGCUUAAUUCCGUUGCUUCUGAGCUGUCUGCGCGGCAGGAGGAGAGUGAACAUUCUCAUAAACAUUUAAUUGAACUCCGCCGGGAAUUUAAGAAAAAUGUACCUGAGGAAAUCAGAGAGAUGGUGGCUCCUGUACUAAAAAGCUUCCAAGCUGAGGUGGUGGCCCUUAGUAAGAGAAGUCAGGAGGCCGAAGCUGCUUUCUUGAGUGUUUACAAGCAAUUAAUUGAAGCACCAGAUCCCGUGCCUGUGUUUGAGGCAGUGCGCAGCCUAGACGACAGACUGCAGACCCCCAGCUUCAACCCCAGUGGGCAGCCGCGGCGAGACCUCCACAUUUCGUGGAAGAGGCACCCUGAGCUCCUCGGCCCCAAAGAGCAGAGAGAGGGGACGUCUCCGGCUGGGCCCACGCUGACUGAGGGGAGCCGCCUCCCGAGCAUUCCCAGCAAAGCCCUCCUGACAGAAACUUUGCUGCAGAGAAAUGAGACAGAGAAACAAAAGGGCCUUCAAGAAGUACAGAUCACUUUGGCAGCCAGACUGGGGGAGGCAGAGGAGAAGAUCAAGGUCCUACAUUCAGGUAUCAAAGCCCUCCUGACAGAAACUUUGCUGCAGAGAAAUGAGACAGAGAAACAAAAGGCCUCAUCUUUCCGUCUCAGGGCAGAUGAAGUUGGCCUGAUCAUGACCAACCUGGAGAAAGCAAAUCAGCGAGCAGAGGCCGCCCAGAGGGAGGUAGAAAGUCUUCGUGAACAGCUUGCCUCUGUCAACAGCUCCAUCCGCCUGGCCUGCUGCUCCCCGCAGGGACCCAGUGGGGACAAGGUGAACUUUGCGCUCUGCUCAGGCCCUCGGCUCGAGGCUGCCCUGGCCUCCAAGGACCGGGAGAUCCUGCGGCUGCUGAAGGAUGUGCAGCACCUCCAGAGCUCUCUGCAGGAGCUAGAGGAGGCCUCCGCCAGCCAGAUCGCAGACCUGGAGCGGCAGCUCUCAGCCAAGUCCGAGGCCAUAGAGAAACUGGAAGAGAAGCUCCAGGCACAGUCUGACUAUGAAGAAAUUAAAACAGAGCUGAGCAUCCUGAAAGCCAUGAAGCUGGCCUCCAGCACGUGCAACCUCCCCCAGGGCCUGGCCAAGCCUGAAGACUCACUGAUCCUGGCAAAGGAGGCCUUCUUCCCCACGCAGAAAUUCCUUCUGGAAAAACCCAGUCUCUUGGCCAGCCCUGAGGAGGACCCUUCAGAGGAUGAUUCCAUCAAGGACUCUCUGGGCACGGAGCAGUCCUACCCAUCCCCUCUGCAGCUCCCACCACCACCAGGGCCCGAAGAUCCCCUUUCCCCAAGUCCGGGACAGCCCCUGCUGGGCCCUGGACUGGGCCCUGAUGGCCCGCGGACUUUCUCACUGUCCCCCUUCCCCAGCCUGGCUUCGGGGGAGAGACUGGCAGGGGACACACUGUUGUCCAAGCACAUGAUGCCUCCAGCCGCCUUCAAGGGGGAGGCGGGCGGCCUGCUGGUGUUCCCCCCAGCCUUCUACAGCACCAAGGCCCCCUCAGCCCCUGUCACCCCAGCCCCUGGCCCUGAGCCUCCCGGGGGCCCCGAGCCAGUGGAUGGUGGUGGAGGCGGUGCAGCUGGGGCAGGGGCCGGAGCAGAAGAGGAGCAACUAGACACGGCGGAGAUUGCAUUCCAGGUGAAGGAGCAGCUGCUCAAACACAACAUAGGGCAGCGGGUGUUUGGCCACUAUGUGCUGGGGCUGUCGCAGGGCUCAGUCAGCGAGAUCUUGGCCCGCCCCAAGCCCUGGCGCAAGCUCACAGUGAAGGGCAAAGAGCCCUUCAUCAAGAUGAAGCAGUUCCUGUCAGAUGAGCAGAACGUGCUGGCUCUGAGGACCAUCCAGGUGCGGCAGCGAGGCAGUAUCACCCCGAGAAUCCGCACACCGGAGACAGGCUCAGACGAUGCCAUCAAGAGCAUCCUGGAGCAGGCCAAGAAGGAGAUCGAGUCUCAGAAGGGGGGUGAGCCCAAGAACUCAACAGCCCCAUUGAACAUCACCAAUGGCACUGCCCCUGCUAGCACCUCAGAAGAUGCCAUCAAGAACAUUCUGGAGCAAGCGCGCCGUGAGAUGCAAGCACAGCAGCAGGCCCUGCUGGAGAUGGAGGCAGGCCCGUGUGGCCGGUCGGUGCCCCCCUCACCCCCAGAGCGGCCCUCGCUGGCUGCCAUGAGCCAGAGUGGGGCCCCAGCCUGUGUCAAGCAGGAGGACGGUGGUGGCAGUGGUGGCGGUGGCAUCGGGGGGACCAGCAGCAGUGCCACACAGACAUCCCUCACAGUCCUGUCCCCCGCCGCCUUCGUGCAGAGCAUCAUCCGGAAGGUCAAGUCAGAGAUCGGCGACGCUGGCUACUUUGACCACCACUGGGCCUCAGACCGCGGCCUGCUCAGCCGCCCCUAUGCCUCUGUCUCGCCCUCACUCUCCUCCUCCUCCUCUGGCUACUCUGGACAGCCCAACGGGCGGGCCUGGCCCCGCGGGGACGAGGCCCCUGCAGCCCCCGAGGAUGAGGCGGCUGGGGGUGAGGAUGAGCCCCCCAGAGUGGGUGAGCUCAAGGCUGAGGGGGGCAUCCCAGAGGCAGGCAGCGGUGGGCGGCUGGCCUACUACCCAGCAUAUGUGCCCCGCACACUGAAGCCCACCGUGCCGCCCCUGACCCCCGAGCAGUACGAGCUCUACAUGUACCGUGAGGUAGACACGCUGGAGCUGACGCGCCAGGUCAAGGAGAAGCUAGCCAAGAACGGAAUCUGCCAGAGGAUCUUCGGGGAGAAGGUGCUGGGCCUGUCACAGGGCAGUGUGAGCGACAUGCUGUCCCGACCAAAGCCAUGGAGCAAGCUAACGCAGAAAGGGCGGGAGCCCUUUAUCCGUAUGCAGCUGUGGCUCUCCGACCAGCUCGGCCAGGCCGCCAGCCAGCAGCCCAGUGCCUCCCAGGCCAGUCCCACCGAGCCGAGGUCCUCGCCAUCCCCACCCCCCAGCCCCACAGAGCCGGAGAAGAGCUCCCAGGAGCCCUUGCGCCUGGCGCUGGAGAGCAUCAAGGAGAACCAGCAGCCAGAGGGACGCUCCAGCUCCUCGCUGGGAGGGAAGAUGUACUCGGGCAGCCAGGCCACAGGGGGCAUCCAGGAGAUUGUGGCCAUGUCCCCCGAGCUGGACACAUACUCCAUCACCAAGAGGGUCAAAGAGGUCCUCACAGACAACAACCUAGGGCAGCGGCUGUUUGGGGAGAGCAUCCUAGGGCUGACUCAGGGCUCUGUGUCUGACCUGCUCUCCCGGCCCAAACCCUGGCACAAGCUGAGCCUGAAGGGACGGGAGCCCUUUGUGCGCAUGCAGCUGUGGCUCAAUGACCCGCAUAAUGUGGAGAAGCUGAGGGACAUGAAGAAGCUGGAGAAGAAAGCCUACCUGAAGCGCAGGUACGGUCUCAUCAGCACCGGCUCUGACAGUGAGUCUCCAGCCGCCCGCUCUGAGUGCCCCAGCCCCUGCCUGCAGCCCCAGGACCUGAGCCUCCUGCAAAUCAAGAAGCCCCGAGUGGUGCUGGCACCAGAGGAGAAGGAGGCGCUAAAGAAGGCCUACCAGCUGGAGCCCUACCCCUCCCAACAGACCAUUGAGCUCCUCUCUUUCCAGCUCAACCUCAAGACCAACACCGUCAUCAACUGGUUCCACAACUACAGGUCCCGGAUGCGCCGGGAGAUGUUGGUGGAGGGGACCCAAGAUGAACCGGACCCCGACCCCAGUGGGGGUUCUAGUGUCCUACUGCCAGGCCACUCCCACCCAGACCCCACCGCCCAGAGCCCUGACUCCGAGCCCGAGGACCAGAAGCCUACUGUGAAGGAACUGGGUCCUCAGGAGGGCCCUGAAGGCCUCACAGCCCUGAGCGCCCAGGGUAAGGCCCCAAUGAGGAUUAAGCAGGAACAGAGUGAGGAGGCUGCCGAGGAGGAGGAGGCAGGCAGCCAGCUCCGGGACUCACAGGAGCCGGGCCAAGGCCAAGGUUCCCCCACGGAGGCACGUCCCGACCCGCCAGGGGACAACGGACUCCCAGAGGCGGCCCCCGGGCUCCUCCUUCCAGGUGAGACCACCCCGGACCACCCCUCACUACAGCCGUCUCAGGAGAGCAAGCGUGGGGAACAGCUACACUUGGACCCUCAAAGUUUUAAGUCGGCCUCGGAGUCCUCACGCUGCAGCCUGGAGGUGUCACUGAACUCACCCUCAGCUGCCUCCUCACCGGGCCUCAUGAUGUCUGUAUCACCUGUCCCCUCCUCCUCAGCCCCAAUCUCCCCAUCCCCACCUGGCGCCCCCCCUGCCAAAGUGCCAAGUGCCAGCCCUACAGCCGACACAGCUGGGGCCUUGAACCCCAGCACCAAGGUGAACCCCAACCUGCAGCGGCGGCAUGAGAAGAUGGCCAACCUGAACAGCAUCAUCUAUCGGCUAGAGAGGGCUGCCAAUCGGGAGGAGGCCCUGGAGUGGGAAUUCUGAAGGCAGGGGUGAGGAGCUGAAGGCCACACCUGCGUAGCCACCUUCCCUCCCUCGCUCACUCUCCCAGACAAGGGAGGGGUGAGGAGGGAAGAACUCAACCAUCAAAAUGUGGACAGCAAUGUUAUGCCAUUUACGUUUUUUGUUGUAAUCCUAGUUACACGAAGUUGUGAGGGAGUGGACGGGGCAAGUGCCACUGCCUCCUCUUUUCAGCACCCCCUGCCCCAGAGAGCACCCUCUUCUCCAUCCUGGCCUCUCUGCAGGAGGCAGAAGAAAAGUGGCACCGCAGUUUCACCUGGAAACUCCAAACUCUUUUAGAAAAAUAAAUAAAUAUUUAUAGACCUCUUUUAGAUAUUUUAAUAAAGGAUCCUUCAGAAUUUAUUCCCAGCCGAUGCUGUUUUGAUAUUACAGAGAGUUAUAAAAUCAGGAUGCUGUCACAACUGUUGAGAAGUAUACACUGAAGUUGUGUCAUUUUUGCCACUAGAUGAGAUUAAAAGAAGACAAUUGUUCAAAGCCAUCACAAAACACUUAUAUAAGACUGACCAAAAUUUAGCUAACCUUUGAACCAUGGGUUUUUUUUCUGCAUCUGUCUGUGAGACACAGCACAUUGCUACUGCCCUUCUAGAAACCGUGCUGAAAAGGGAAAGUCCAAAAGACUCUAAAUGAAAACCUUGAUGCCGUUGAGGAUGUGUCUCAUUCUGAUGGUCUGUUUGCAACCUUGAUAACACAAAAUAGAAUGUCCUGUGCCGUCGUAAAUAUUGUAGAUGUGGGCUGUGGCCAAACAUCCUAUCUGAGAUGUAAACAUGGUAUAAAACAAACUGCUUACACCCCCUCUAAUGAGAAACCUGUGGGCUGUGCAGGUUGGACAUCCACCUCAUCUGCAGACACUCUGUGUUUCUGGAUCCUUUGGAAAGCCCGGCACGGGAGCAGGUGAUUGGAGCGUGGCACUUAAGUCAGAGUGACCCCGUUCCCCAACCUGAAUCAUGGCCAUGGUACAGGAGGCUUUCCCACUGGGUUUCCAGAGCAAGACUGUGGCCACCAUCUUCCCCUCCCUGUGCUUUAAGGAAAAUGAUUGGUAUUGGUAGUCCUACAAGCACCCAGCACCAAAAAGUAAAUUCAUCCAACUAGAGGCCCCAACUCCCCUUCCUGCCAUCUUCUCAAGUUGACCGUAGUGCAGUUUUUGGAAGGCAUCUGCAACUCCAAGUCCAUGCAAAAGAAAGCAAGAAGGUUGAGUUCACCACACCAUAACCACUGUAUCCCAGUCUUCAGGUCCACCCUCCUGCCUCCCAACAUGUGACUUUCUGGGACUCAAAGACUCAACCUCCCCCUUGGAGAAACCUCCCUCCAGUGUCUUUGUCCUCAUGAUUGCUAGGGAAAGAGCUCCCAAUUUGGAUGGAAAGGCCACCAGAUUGACUGUUGAAUUUUUCUCUCCUGUUUUAUUUUCCUUUUUCAAACUGUGGGAAAGCUGACUUGGGUGACUCCCCUGCUGAAUCCAGAAUGAUAAUGAAAGGGUGGCCAUAAUCAGUGCCAACCCAAUGCCCGGGGGAGAGAUGGCCGGUGGGGCUUUCAAGGCUGCAACAAGCAUUUUGAAACCCAACCAGAAAAACCCAGUGACCUGAAGGGGACAAAUGAAGACUGUUCCAGAAAUCUCAACUCUCAUGCACCCAGCCCAGGCUGCAGUCUCCACACCAGUCAGUGAAGAACAACGCAAACCCUGCAGGAAAACCUCCUUUUCCGUACACCCAGGCUAUGCAUUGAAGUGUUUUCCACUGUAUACAUUUUUAUCCAGAUGAAGGUAUUUUUAUAUUUUGACAGUAGGAAACAGUGACCAAUUUUCAGAGUAAUCAAAUCUGGAACAAAUGAAACAUCUCCUUUUAGCCACCACCACCCUAUCACAAUUAAAAACUGUGGGGAAACAUACCACUUUUUACUGUUGAAACCCACACAACAUUGAAAUCCAGACUUACACACAAGACUAGGAUUCUCAAAGAACUAAAUCUGGCUUUUGUGUAACGGGAUUUGAUUAAGCACUUAGUGUAGUCUUUUGACCACAGGAAUCCUGUUGUACCUAAAGCCAGCAGACCCGUGAACAUCUUUGUUAGGUUCAUGUCCUAUAACGGUCAAAACAAAACAAAAACACACGAAACCGUUUCUAUGAGAGAUUGAUGAACUUUGUUUAAAAUUUUAAAAAACAGGAACACAUUCUGUAUAUGCGUCACUCAAUACAGAAUUGGAUAAUAAUGUCUGGGUGUCCUCCUUUGUUCUGGAGCUGAGGCUGCACACUGGGGGUCAGAUCUGGCCCUCACAAGUGUUUUACAAAACAGUAUUUUUAAAAAUGGUUUUUAAAUUAAUUUGCCACUAUUAAAAUAUGGACACAUGUCCCAUAAGAAUUGCAGCUACUGGCUUCUCUUGAAAACCGUAAGAUCUGGCCACACCAGAUGACAACAGCUAGCUGGGGAGUGGCUUCUCCCUUUA